AUGGAGGCGGCAUGGGAGGCGGCGCUGCAAGCGCAUACAGCCUCAGACGCUGCACAGGACGAUCUAUGGGCGUGGGUGAUACGCGCAUUUGAUCCUCGUGCGCCUGCUGAGGCGACAGAACGACAACAACUGCAAUCCUCCUUAGCGUCGCUGCAUGGAUGGGAAGACGAGUUGGGGACCUGGUUCUUGCUAUGCGAGGCGUUGACCUCUGUAUCGCAGGCGUCCGCGCAGCAAGACGCCAUGAUUACCAUGCUACAGACAUGUGUCGAAUGGAUCCAUACCCGCCAAGCACUGAUCCCCGAACUGGGCUUGCCGUGUGCAGAGUAUAUCCCUGCCUUCUUUCGGCAGUGCAAAAUGGUCUUCAGUGCAGCGUUGCCACCGGAUAUCCUGGAUGUGAUGCAGGCGCUGGUCGCCAGCAGGCUCACGUACGAUGCCCACCACGUCCACCUUCGUGACGAUGGCGUGCAUAUUGGUGCACAUCUGCGUCGCCUGGGCCUUGAUACCCUUGUUCAAAGUGCACUCACACACACAGCUACUGAAUUACUGCAGAAAGCGACGGCGCAAGCCACGGAGGAUGCGCUGCAUCAAGGCGCGCAUCACACCUCUGUGUACCCCAUGCUACAUACGUUACUGGAAGAGCAGCUCCUUCCGUCGUUAAUGACGAUGCUGGAUGCAACAUGUGAGGGGCCUUCGACUCAGGUCGUGCCUGAUUGGUGGGAUGCGAGCGUAUCAGUAUGGGAUGCGGUGCCGUCCGUCCCCUCGCACGAUCGCGACGCGCUGUACAAACGCCUGGACUACUCGCUUGCCCAGGCGGUGGGCCACCGCCGUGUGACACAGUUCUUUGCGCUGAUUGGUACCUACCCACAGAGUCGAGGCGCCAUGGACGACUUGGUGCUAUGGCUGGAAAAGACAGGUGAUCGAACGUACUUGGCCCAAACGUUUUCCGAAGCGCUGCACACACAGUUAUUGCACCCUGGUGUGGAUACGCAUGCGAUCUUGGUGUACUAUGUGAAUAUGGUGUAUGCGCUGCGCCUCGUCGACUCGACAGGCGUCGUGUUAUCGCAUGUGCUGCCACCUGUGCAGAAAUACCUACGCCAGCGAAGCGAUACGAUCCAGGCGGUGGUGCAUGCAUUGCUAGGCGACGAUCCGGCCUUCGAACUCUUGCGUACGGAGCUUGAGCAGGGCGGAGGCGAAAGCGAUAUGGCCAAUCCGCUAGGCGCCGAAGCCGACGAAGAGCAGUAUACACGCACGGAGUUUUGGCACGAUCCGACAUGGAUGCCACGACCCGUGGAUGCGGGCCCUGAAUUUAGCCAGAUGCGAUCGCGUGAUGUUGUGGGUUUGUUGGUGACGAUUUUUGACGAUCACGACGGGUUCCUGCAAGCGUUGGAGCGACAUACGGCGCAGUUGUUGGUGCGUACAUGCCACUACGACACUGCGCGAGUCCAGCGCAACAAUGCCAUUUUCAAACGACGGCUUGGCGAGAGCAGUUUGCAUCACUGCGAUAUUAUGUUGGCCGAUGUAGCCUUCUCGCAAGCGUUGGAUCGAGCCUACCACCGCGACAAUUCUGCGUCUUCGAUGGACCAGGCAGUCCACCCAAUGAUUAUUUCGCGGCAGUUUUGGCCGGACAUGGAGAUGGGGACGUAUACGCUGCCAAACCGUCUCGCAGCAGCGCUGGACACCUUCGCUGCGUACUAUGCCAAGGCUCAUCCCACGAAGCGCGUACGGUGGCUGCCCUACCUUGGCACAGUCGACGUGGACAUUGAGCUGGCCCAGGGCCGUUGUGUGCACGCUCGCGUUACGCCGCUGCAGGCGGCCGUGGUAGAACUCGUGGCUGGCCUCAGCGAUGGAAGCGAAUCGACGUCCAUGAUGAUCACGGCCGACAAUGUCGCGACGGCGCUUCGUAUUGAUCGCGAAGCUGCCUUGGCAGCGCUUCGAUUUUGGUGUACACAUGGUCUAUGGCGAGAACUACCUGCUCCGGCAAGUGGAUCGUUUGAGUUGGAGUAA
Messenger RNA from Malassezia pachydermatis, 2004 nucleotides. RefSeq names its product component of the anaphase promoting complex. Gene Ontology annotation, cellular component: anaphase-promoting complex. The coding region runs from base 1 to 2004 and encodes 667 amino acids. NCBI's taxonomy places the organism in Eukaryota, Fungi, Basidiomycota, Malasseziomycetes, Malasseziales, Malasseziaceae. Gene Ontology annotation, molecular function: ubiquitin protein ligase binding. Gene Ontology annotation, biological process: ubiquitin-dependent protein catabolic process. The record is from RefSeq and is a predicted model, not a curated record. The transcript has 3 exons.